Hydra vulgaris (swiftwater hydra) is the source of this 2827-nucleotide messenger RNA. RefSeq lists its product as uncharacterized. The record is from RefSeq and is a predicted model, not a curated record. Lineage: Eukaryota; Metazoa; Cnidaria; Hydrozoa; Anthoathecata; Hydridae.
UUCCCGUAAAUAUUGUGUUGAGAGUUUAUCACAAGUGGCUUUUAAAGACUCAAUGUCAACAUUUAAUACAGAAAGCAUCUCCUUUAAAUUACUAAAAAUUAUGUUCAAAACAUUUUGAGCACAUCUGUUCCUUGUAAAUGUAAUGCCAAAGCUCUUAAAUAAUCUUCAUUAAUUUUUAUGUUACCAAUUUGAUUCACAACAUCAUUUUCAACAGUACAGAUAUUGAUCUGGUUAAUGGAAAAUUUUUGGAAUCCUUCAAGACUUUUAAAUUUGGACAAACAAUUUUCACACAAAACGACUGCUUGGUUGCCAUGCAGUUUUAAGUGAUAAAGCAUAAAACUAUAAGUUGAAGUUUUAAAAUAACAAACAGAACAGUUAUAGUUAAUUACCUUUUGUGGUGUCUUGGGUGUGUUUGGAGAUGAAGAUGAAGUAAUUGAUGAAGAUAUUUGUCUUGCCGGAGGCUGAACAACAUUAACACAACAUUCUUCAGCCAUAUAUUGUGUAAUUGGUGUAUAUAGUUGACUUACCGAAGGCUGAACAACAUUUACAUGACAUUCUUCAGCCAUACAUUGGUUUUCAAAGUUCCAAUUAAUUUUAUUCGAUGAUACUACAAAAUCUACGUAAUCAUUUACAAUAGAUGAAAAUUGGCAUAACGGUGAUGAUUGAGCUGUAUCAGCCUUAUUUAACUCAGCAGCAGGAAUAGAAAAGACUUGCCAAGACCAUUUCAAUAAUGGUUUUAAUAAAACUGGAAUUUAUCAAAUCAGUCCAAAUGGUUCAGUAUUUGAGACUGUAUGUGAAAUGGAAAAAGUUGAACGACAAAAUCCUAAAGUGACAAACCCAAUAUGCUAUUCAUUGAAACAAAAAUCAGAGCUAUUAUUUAACAAUUCAGUAUCAUAUUGUGUUGUAACAUGUGCAAAUCACCAUGGCAUUGAUAUAAUGUUUUUUUCUGUUGAUAAUGGAUGUUUCUGUGGUCACAAACUUAGUCUUUCACAAUCUUAUACUCAAUGGGAUUAUUGCGCUAUUGAUUCAUCAUCAAAAAAUUGCAACUUAUCAAAAGGGGAUUCUAAUCAACUCAUAGGCUAUAAUGAUCCAUUUAAUAUUGGUUACAUUUCAUGGCGCUCGUGUGUAAGCUUUUGUGUAGAUUAUCAGAAAAAAAAUCCAACACAGAAUGGGCAUGUUGCAAGUUUUAUAGUUGAUAUUUAUGGAGACUGUCAAUGCUUGUAUGGAUUUAGUGGUCAGAAAAUCUCUUAUAAAAUAGGUUGUUCAUUUUAUGAGACAAUCCCACCAACAGCACUUCCACAAGUUAAAGUCAAUGAACGACAGUUGACAUGGGAUAAUUUGCUUGCAACAUUGACAUCUUUAGAAAAGACGUACUCUGUUUCUUUCAAGUUAUACCUUCAAUUAUAUUCAACGUUAUUCGAAAAUGUUAUUCAUUUAACUAUUGGGGGCAAUAAUGAGCAAUAUGGUGACAGAUGUCCUGCUGUUUGGAUUAAUUUAGGAAAGUUGAUCAUUUGUUCUGCUGUAAAUUUUGAAAAAAACUAUUGUAUAACCACUUAUCAACUUCCACUAUAUGAGUGGUCAACUAUAAAAAUAUCACAAGUCCAACAAAAUGGAGUAUAUGAAUAUAACAUACGUAUAAAUGAAGCUGUUGUUUAUAGCACUGUAAAUACAAAUCCCCAAUCCUUUUCAAAUGUUUAUGUUUAUUCUGCAGAUUCUUGGCAUAGUGAAUUUAAAGAUGGUUUCAUAAAGGAUCUAAGGAUUUUAAAUGAAAAUGGUAUAGAAACUUCAGACCCUGUUGAGCAGAAAUUGAUUUAUGGUAACUUGAAUGCAACACUAUCCCUUAUAGAAAAAACCUAUUCAGUUUCUUUUAAAUUAAAGCCCAGAUCAUAUUCACAAGGGUGGAAAAGCGUUAUUCAUUUAACAAUUGGAGACAAUUGGGGUCAAUACGGUUGUAGAUGCCCCGCUGUAUGGUUUCAUGGUGAUGGCUCAGGAAGGUUAUAUAUUUCUGCAGCUGUCAAUGGAAAUCACAAUUAUAUUUUUACAACCCAGCCUCUGCCGUUAAAACAGUGGUCAAGUUUACAAAUAUCACAGUUUCAAAUGAAUGGAAUUUAUAUGUAUACAGUGUAUUUAAAUGAGUCCCUUGUUCAUAGCGUUGUAAAUAAAAACCCACAAUCUUUUUCAAAUGUUAAAGUUUAUACUGCCGAUCCAUGGCAUGACGUGCAAGAUGGCUCUAUUAAAGAUCUUAAAAUUACAAGUGGAAAAAGUGGAAUCUGGAUUCCAAUGAUGGCUCGUUUUUUCAAUUGGGAUUCAGGUUUUUGGAAUAGGAGUUACGAUGCUUAUGAAAAUGGUUUUGGUCUAAUUAAUCAGCAAUGGAUUGGUUUAAAAAAACUUUACCAAAUAACAAGUACAUUUUUCACAGAUAUGAGAGUUGACUAUUUUUUCGAAGACAGUAUUACAUUUAGUACCAUGUAUUAUAAUGUUAAUAUUGGUUCGAGCGAAGAUAGUUAUGUGUUAAGCUACGGAAAUUAUGACCCGAGAGACUCGCUUGAACCAGAUCGACUCAACGCCAAUGGCACAACAUUCAAAAAUUGCAGUAAAUGGUGGACUACUAGUUGCAACGAAUAUGUGUCUCCAACUUUAUCUUAUUACAUUUCAUAUGGAUCAACAGAAAAUUUGCUUUCCAUACAAUUCUUUUUACGCACAAACGAAACCAAGUGAGUGGGGUUCAGGCAGACAGAAUCAAAAUUUGAAUAGAAAAAACAAAAAUUCUCCAAAAGUUGGCGAGCCUGUUCCUACGCCAGUGUAUAUGUGUGUAUAUAUAUUUAUA